UCAGCGCCUCUUGCCCUGUCUCCUCCCACCAACACUAUAUUUGUAGCUCAUAGGCUAGAUUACCAUCUGACAUGUUUAUGAUAUGGUAGAGACCGAAUGUAGAAUGUUCGAAACCGCGUCCAAAUAAUGCGUAACCGCAAAAGCACCUAAUGCCUGAAAGGACAAGUUACAGGAUGCGUCGCUAACUUCAGGACAUGCGUAACGUCAGGUCCCCCCCCUCCCCUCAAAAGCAUGCUUACUGGUGAGGAGGAGAUACACGGUGAGGUGGAAAAUAGUGAGUGUCCACCACCCUGGCAAGCUACUUUCAGGGCAUUGCCUCAGCAUUUCAGUGGAUGAUUCAGAGGAACGACAGCACCGUGGACAGGGGAAGAAGUCCGCCCUGGCAAACACCCAAGAUGGAGCAGAAGAAUGGCAAGGUCACGGACCCUGAAGAGACAGAGGUGGAAAACUCUGAAACCAUAGUCCAUGUGGCCACGGGUGGGGACGUGACGGCACCGGACGGGGGUUGGGGUUGGGUGGUGCUGGUGGCCACCAUCCUGGUGCUAGCCCUGACUCUGGCUUUCCCCUCCUGCAUGGGCAUUUUCUAUACUGACCUACAGACAGAGUUCCAGGCCACCAACCAAGAAACCUCCUGGGUGCCUUCCUUGAUGACGUCAGUGCUGCACGCUGGAGGUCCAUUCUGCAGUGUAUUGGUGGAGAGGUUUGGUUGCCGUGUGACUGUGAUGGUGGGCGGUGUCCUGAGUGGGCUUGGAAUGGCAGCCAGCUCUUUCACCCACACUAUUACUGAGCUCUACAUCACAGCUGGGUUUAUUACAGGACUGGGAUUCUGCUUCAGCUUUCAGCCUGCGGUGACCAUCCUCGGGCACUAUUUUGUGCGGCGGCGAGCUUUCGCCAAUGCCAUGUCGUCCACAGGCACUGCCCUGGGCCUGUGCACCCUGCCCCUCCUGGCCAACUAUCUCCACACCGAGCUGGGCUGGCGUGGCAGUUUCCUGGUGCUCGGGGCCGUCCUGCUCAACUGCUGCGUGUGUGGGGCUGUAAUGAGGCCCCUAGGAGGCCCGAUACACCGGGCCCAGCCUCUGAUGAACCGCGGGCCUCUCCAGCCGAAGGAGAAGUUGAGGUGUAGAAUAAAGGCCGCCCUCAAGGCCGCUUUGCACCGCCACAUGGCCUUUGACCUCUUCCGUGACAACCUGCGUUACCGGGUUUACACCCUGGGUAUCACCUGGAUGAUGCUGGGCUUCGUGGUGCCGCUGAUCUACCUGGUGCCCUACGCCACGGCCCACGGCAUGGAGACCGGCCGCGCCGCCCUCCUGCUGUCCGUCCUGGGGAUCGUCAACAUCGUGGUGAGGCCGCCCAGCGGCCUGCUGUUCGACCUGCCCUGUUUCAAGGGCCGCCACGUCUACGUGUUCUCGGCGGCCCUGCUGGUGAACGGGCUGAGCAACAGCAUCUGCUGCAUCGACGCUAGCUUCCCGGUGCUGCUGGCGUACGUGGUGAUCUACGGCCUGUCCAUGAGCGUGGUGGGCUCGCUGAUGUUCACCGUGCUCAUGGACAUCCUGGACAUGAGGCGCUUCCCCGCCGCCCUGGGCCUACUCGCCAUCAUGGAGAGUGUCACCCUUCUCAUUGGGCCCCCGCUUGCAGGAAUCCUGGUGGACAGAACGGGGGAGUACUUCUACGUCUUCUUCGUCUGCAGUGCCGUCGUGGCUGGAUCCGCUGUAUUCCUCAUGCUGUCGUUCUGCUGCCUGGACAGAAGGGACAAGGUGGCGCUCAAGGCGCAACAGGCGUCAGCCCCGGACAACACACCCAAGCAGGCCGUCUGUGACGUGUUCCCCCAGUGUCAAUACAGCGACGUGCCUACAGAGGGCGACAAAGACGAGGCCUCAGACUAAGACUGGGGAUGUCGCCCCGUCCUGUGAACAGGGUCACAGUGCAAACACACACACACACCAAAACACACACACACACCAAAACACACACACACCAAAACACACAGAUGUAUACUUCCCAAGAUGCUGUGAUUGUAUAACCUGUGCUGCUCUUUCCAAAGUAGGAAUGUGUGAUUCAUUUUUCUACAUUAGAAUCUGACAAUCAAUCGAGUCCCUUGUUUCUUUGACUGACUGGUCCGUUACGGUAAUUGUGAGUGCAAGGGGUUUUUGUAUCCAGUGAGUACCUGCUAGGAGUGGGAUCACUGGUUGCAGUCCAAGUCUGCAUUGUUUAUGUGGACUGGGGAGCACUUUAUUUUCUUACAAAUGCCAUAUUCCUUUAAUCAGUGCCUUUUUCCUCCCACCCCAUUAAAGAUUGGUCAAUGACCUGUUUUUCAAGAUCUGGCAAAAAUCCCUCUCAUCCCUAUCAACAUUUAAUGUCUGAUUGUAUUGCAUUUGCUGUAUUACUUAACCAGAAAUAACCUCAACUAAGUGAAGAGUACUGUAAGCUAUUAGUAUAUUACAAUAUCAAAGACUGAUAUCGUUGGUUGAGCAAUUCAUAAAGAUAUUUUGGAUGUUUGGCCAA
Molecule: messenger RNA, 2502 nt
Organism: Esox lucius (northern pike)
Lineage: Eukaryota; Metazoa; Chordata; Actinopteri; Esociformes; Esocidae
Gene: slc16a5a
Product: solute carrier family 16 member 5a
Exons: 5
Coding region: 333-1883 (516 amino acids)
Biological process (GO): transmembrane transport; monocarboxylic acid transport
Molecular function (GO): monocarboxylic acid transmembrane transporter activity
Source: RefSeq, a predicted model, not a curated record